This is a messenger RNA of Choloepus didactylus (southern two-toed sloth), 2068 nucleotides long. RefSeq names its product gamma-adducin-like. Gene Ontology annotation, molecular function: actin filament binding. The record is from RefSeq and is a predicted model, not a curated record. Lineage: Eukaryota; Metazoa; Chordata; Mammalia; Pilosa; Megalonychidae. Gene Ontology annotation, cellular component: plasma membrane; cytoskeleton; postsynaptic density. Gene Ontology annotation, biological process: barbed-end actin filament capping.
AACAAGGGGAAUUGACAGACUGGAAGCAUGAGUUCAGAUGGCAGCCAAGGCAUAAUCACCACUCCUCCUCCUCCAAGCAUGCCUCACAAAGAGAGAUAUUUUGACCGCAUCGAUGAAAAUGACCCAGAAUACAUCAGGGAGAGGAACAUGUCUCCUGAUCUACGACAAGACUUCAAUAUGAUGGAGCAGAGGAAACGAGUUACUCAGAUCCUGCAGAGUCCUGCCUUUCGGGAAGAUCUGGAAUGCCUUAUUCAAGAACAGAUGAAGAAAGGCCACAACCCAACUGGAUUACUAGCAUUACAACAGAUUGCAGAUUACAUCAUGGCCAAUUCUUUCUCUGGCUUUACUUCAUCUCCCCUCAGUCUUGGCAUGGUCACACCUAUCAAUGACCUUCCUGGUGCAGAUACAUCCUCAUAUGUGAAGGGAGAAAAACUCACUCGUUGUAAACUUGCCAGCCUAUACAGACUUGUGGACUUAUUUGGAUGGGCACACCUGGCAAAUACAUAUAUCUCAGUAAGAAUAAGUAAGGAGCAAGACCACAUUGUAAUAAUUCCUAGAGGAUUAUCUUUUUCUGAAGCCACAGCCUCUAACUUGGUGAAAGUCAAUAUAAUAGGAGAAGUAGUAGAUCAGGGAAGUACUAAUUUGAAAAUUGACCAUACAGGAUUCAGUCCGCAUGCUGCAAUCUAUUCUACUCGUCCUGAUCUUAAGUGUGUGAUACAUAUCCAUACCCUUGCAACAGCAGCUGUAUCCUCCAUGAAGUGUGGCAUCCUUCCAAUUUCUCAAGAGUCCCUGAUCCUGGGAGAUGUCGCCUCUGACUACCAAGGGUCACUUGAUGAACAGGAGGAGAGAAUUCAACUGCAGAAAGUUCUAGGGCCAAGUUGUAAGGUGCUGGUACUCAGGAAUCAUGGUGUGGUAGCACUUGGAGAAACAGUUGAGGAAGCUUUUCACUAUAUUUUUAAUGUACAGAUAGCCUGUGAAAUUCAGGUACAGGCAUUAGCAGGGACAGGUGGAGUAGACAAUCUACUUGUACUGGAUCUUCAGAAGUACAAAGCUUUCACUUACAAUGUAGCAGCAUCUGGAGGAGGAGGUGUGAAUAUGAGUGCCCAUCAAAAAUGGAAGGUUGGUGAGAUUGAGUUUGAAGGCCUGAUGAGGACCCUGGACAAUUUGGGGUAUAGAACAGGCUAUGUUUACAGGCAUCCUCUCAUUCGAGAGAAGCCUAGGCACAAGAGUGAUGUGGAAAUCCCGGCAACUGUGACUGCCUUUUCCUUUGAAGAUGAUACAGUGCCACUUUCUCCUCUCAAAUACAUGGCACAGAGACAGCAACGUGAAAAGACAAGAUGGCUGAACUCACCAAACACGUACAUGAAAGUGAAUGUGCCCGAGGAGUCUCGGAAUGGGGAAACCAGUCCCAGGACCAAAAUCACACGGAUGAAAGUGGAGGACUCUUCUAAAAUUAGUGGUGGAACACCUAUCAAAAUCGAAGAUCCAAAUCAGUUUGUUCCUUUAAACACAAACCCGAACGAGGUACUAGAAAAGAGAAAUAAGAUUCGCGAACAAAACCGAUAUGACUUAAAAACAGCAGGACCACAGUCUCAGCUGCUUGCUGGAAUUGUUGUGGAUAAGCCUCCUUCAACCAUGCAAUUUGAAGAUGAUGAUCAUGCCCCACCAGCUCCUCCUAACCCCUUCAGUCAUCUCACAGAAGAAGAACUUGAGGAGUAUAAGAAGACAAUCGAACGUAAACAGCAAGGCCUGGAAGAAAACCAUGAGCUGUUUUCCAAGAGCUUCAUCUCCAUGGAAGUGCCUGUCAUGGUAGUGAAUGGCAAGGAUGAUAUGCAUGAUGCUGAAGAUGAGCUUGCUGAGCGAGUGAGUAGGCUAACUACCAGCACGACUAUAGAGAACAUCGAGAUUACCAUUAAGUCUCCAGAAAAAAUUGAAGAAAUCCUGUCACCGGAAGGCUCACCUUCAAAAUCACCAUCCAAGAAAAAGAAGAAAUUCCGCACUCCCUCUUUUCUGAAAAAGAACAAAAAAAAGGAGAAAGUUGAAGCCUAAGUAAAGUCUUUUUAAAAUU